Sphenostylis stenocarpa is the source of this 1416-nucleotide messenger RNA. NCBI's taxonomy places the organism in Eukaryota, Viridiplantae, Streptophyta, Magnoliopsida, Fabales, Fabaceae. The record is from the annotation of a GenBank genome assembly.
AUGGAUUUUUUCAUGCAAUAUUUGUUCCUUACUUUGAUUACCAUGAUUGCAUCUGUCUAUGUUUUGCAGAAAAGAGGCACUAAAACCUUGCCUCCUGGGAGCUUUGGGUGGCCCCUGGUGGGUGAAACCUACCAAUUUUUGUUCAUCAAGAUUGAACAUUUCAUUCAAGAGAGGGUGAACAAGUACUCCUCAGAGAUCUUCCGCACAUCCAUUCUAGGAGAGCCAACAGUGGUUCUUUGUGGUCCUGGAGCAAACAAAUUUGUCUCCACCAAUGAGACAAAGCUUGUGGAAGUUUGGUACAUGAAGACUCAGCGCAGGUUGUUCAAUAUUCCUGAUCGAACUCAUGGAGCAAAGCCAAAACCAAAACCAAAGCAAGAAGCUGCAUCUGCUGCUCCAGUGAAGAGCUUGGGGAUUCUGAAACCUGAGGGAAUAGCAAGGUACAUGGGGAACAUGAUUGAAUCAACCAUUCAUCAGCAUUUCAUGACACACUGGGCAGGAAAAACAGAAGUGAAGGUUUACCCUUUGGUGAAGGCCUUUUCCCUCACUCUGGUGUGUCAAUUCUUCUUAGGCUUAGAUAAACCAAUAUUGGCCACUGAGUUUGACAACUUACAUUCUGGGAUCUACUCUGUUCCCGUGAAUUUCCCAGGCUCCACAUACCGUAGGGCACUGAAGGCUGCAGCUGCAAUAAGAGAAGAGAUCCAAUUUCAGAUAAAAGAGAAGAUUGAUGCUUUCUCCAAGGGGCAAGUUGUAGAUGACCUACUAGCACACGUAGUUGGUUCUGAGCAGGGUGGAAAAUAUGUGCCAAAAAUGGCAAUAAGCAACAUCAUCAUGGGGUUGAUGAAUUCCAGCUACAUACCAAUAGCUAUUAAUCUGGCUUUCAUGAUCAAACACAUUGGACAAAGGCCUGAUAUCUACCAAAAAAUCGUAUCCGAGCAUGCUGAUGUUACAAAAUCCAAAGGAUCUGGUACAGCACUAGAUUGGGACAGCAUGCAGAAACUGAAAUACACAUGGGCUGUUGCACAGGAGACCAUGAGACUCUAUCCAACUGCACCCGGUGUAUUCAGAGAGGUGUUAACAGACAUCACCUAUGAAGGUUAUACUAUUCCAAAGGGGUGGAAGAUCUUUUGGGCACUUGUUGGGACAAAUAAGAAUCCCAACUACUUUCCUGAACCUGAAAGUUUUGAUCCCUCAAGAUUUGAAGGGAAUAAUUUUCCUGCUCCAUACACUUGGAUACCCUUUGGAGCUGGACCAAGAUCUUGCCCUGGAAAGGACUACGUACGGUUUGUGGUCCUCAGUUUCAUUCACGUUCUUGUAAGCAAGUUCAAGUGGGAAGCUAUUCUUCCUGAUGAGAAAGUUUCAGGUGUUCUAAUACCUACCCCGACAGAGGGAAUUCCUAUCCGUCUUCAUCCCCAUUAA